AUGCGUCUUAUCAGUGUCCUACUCGUCCUAGCAACCUCCACCAUGGUAGCUGCUCGGACACUCCCUAUAAUCGACUCGCGUUCGGAUAGCUCUGGCGGAUGCAUGUCUGACCGUCCUGUGGGAUCUGCGGUUGCGCGUGCUGACAUAGUAUGCCCCGAAGCCAUCAUGCUGUUGGUAUCGGUGGACGACUCCUCCCGCCGAAGUGCAAGAGAACUAGGAUACGCUCCAGAAUGCUAUGUGAAUACCAUCUUUGCUUCAGUUUCCACAAAGGUCCCAUCGGAGAUCUGGGAUAACUGUGAAUCGAUUGAUCAGAUCCAAGGUGUUAACUCAGCAGUCAAGUUGCUUGCCUAUGAAAGCGCGAGUAUACCAUUGUGUAGUGUAAUCCAGAGAAUGAGCUCAGAAUAUGAACACAAUAAGCCUGCUCAGAUAACAGGUGAUCCUGUGGAGGAGUCAAAGACAUUGCGUCCCAAGAGCUGUCUGCAUAGCAAAUUCUGGUGCAUUAUAUCACCACUUGGCCUGCCUGAACCAUGCCAUCCAGCUACUCCCGUAUCGCGCCGGCUAUCUAUAGCAGUCGGGGCCUUUGCUAUUCAAAUGGCUGUCAAGAGCAAUAUUCACCCUAUCAUCACCGCCGCGAGACGUAGCAUCUCAUUCGAGGAGACUCUAAUCGACCAGUCCAAGAGCGAUGCCAUGAUCGACUACCACAUAGCGACCAGUCCAUUGCCCACCAGAUCAAGAAUACCAGAGUCUCAAGGCGUUAGCAAGGGCAGUAGCAUUAAUAAUCUCGGAAUGGUGGUAUCGCACGGCGGAAAAGUGGCCGUUGUUUUGCCUGUGGAGGAUGAUGCGCUUUCUGCCAGUAUCAACAAAGCCAACGGAUAUUGCUGUGUUCAUACCGACCAGAAGGACAUUGAUCCUUUUAAAUACAUCGCCAAGGCCCUCUGGAUGGGUUGGUUCCAGCCGUAUCCUCAUCAGGCUGUACACGGCGGUCUUAGGGACUUCAGCAGACCUCGACGGAUUUGA
This is a messenger RNA of Aspergillus novofumigatus IBT 16806, 1017 nucleotides long. RefSeq lists its product as uncharacterized. Lineage: Eukaryota; Fungi; Ascomycota; Eurotiomycetes; Eurotiales; Aspergillaceae. The record is from RefSeq and is a predicted model, not a curated record. Bases 1 to 1017 code for a protein of 338 amino acids. The transcript is spliced from 6 exons.